This is a messenger RNA of Polyodon spathula (Mississippi paddlefish), 7817 nucleotides long. Its product is annotated as ribosomal protein S6 kinase delta-1-like. The record is from RefSeq and is a predicted model, not a curated record. The coding region runs from base 61 to 3345 and encodes 1094 amino acids. Gene Ontology annotation, cellular component: early endosome. Gene Ontology annotation, biological process: protein phosphorylation. The transcript is spliced from 16 exons. NCBI's taxonomy places the organism in Eukaryota, Metazoa, Chordata, Actinopteri, Acipenseriformes, Polyodontidae. Gene Ontology annotation, molecular function: phosphatidylinositol binding; ATP binding; protein kinase activity.
AGUGACUCCAGUGCUGGGCUUCCACGGUAAAAAUAAUGUAAUGGCUUUGCAGUAAACAGAAUGAUGUCUCAGCGAGACAGAGGGGAAUUUGCCCGAUUUUACACUGUUACGGACCCCAAGAAACACCAGAAGGGAUAUACUGUUUACCAAGUCACUGCCAGGAUCAUCUCCAGAAGUAAUCCUGAGGAUGUGCAAGAGAUAAUUGUCUGGAAGAGAUAUAGUGACUUUAAGAAGCUGCACAAGGACCUUUGGCAGAUACAUAAAAAUCUAUACAGGCAAUCAGAACUCUUUCCACCCUUUGCCAAAGCCAAAGUUUUUGGCCGCUUUGAUGAGACUGCGAUUGAGGAGAGGCGACAGUGCUCUGAAGAUCUGCUCCAAUUCUCUGCCAACAUCCCUGCUCUCUUUAACAGCAAGCAAUUUGAAGACUUUUUCAAGGGUGGAGAGGUUCAUGAUGGCUCGGAGUUGAUUGGCCCUGCUGAGCCCUUUUUUGACUUUGUUGCAGACAGUUUAUCAGACUGCAGUUCAGAAGUUCAGAAAGAUUUAAGUGGCAUUGAUGAUUUGACAUUUACCAGUCAAUCAGAAUAUGGAGGCCUCUCGAGUGACGGUGAUCUGAUAUCUUUGCUAGUGGACACAGACUCUGUUGCUGAGCUUGAUGAUGGAAUGGCCUCAGCUAGGGACUCUCCAAACAAGCUGCUGGGUGGCCCGUCUCCCGAACCUGCAGGAAAGGAGUCUGUCAGCUAUGAUCCGGAGAUGAGCAGAAACGGUGCAGAGGCAGGCAGCAGGGGGGCACUCUUCACUAGCAGCCUGAAGACCAAAACGGGGAAGAAAGACUACCUAGAUAAGGCGGACGAGCUGAUAAAGCUGGCUCUGCAGAAAGAAGCUGAACAAGACUAUGAGGGGGCCUUCUCUUUCUACAGAAGUGGAGUGGAUCUGCUUCUCCAAGGAGUUCAAGGUGAGCCUAGCCCCACACGACGUGAAGCAGUGAAGAAGAAAACAUCAGAGUACAUAAUGCGAGCAGAACAAAUCUCCAAUCGGUACCUAAAAGCUUCAACAGAAAAUGGAUCAAUAGAGACCACUCCUCCAGGACAGCUAAGUUCAAGGCCCACUUGGAACCUGAGGAGCCCUGCAGAGGAACUGAAGGUCUUCAGAGUCCUCGGGGUGAUUGACAAGGUGUUACUGGUCAUGGAUAAAAGAACGCAUGAGACUUUUAUUUUAAAAGGUCUGAGGAAAAGUAGUGAGUGCAGCAGGAACAAAAAGACUGUCAUCCCCCACUGUGUGCCCAACAUGGUGCGUCUGCAUAAGUACAUCAUCUCAGAGGAUUCCAUAUUCCUUGUGCUGCAGCACGCAGAAGGUGGGAAGCUAUGGUCCUAUGUGAGCAAGUUCCUAAACAAAAGCCCAGAAGAAAGUUUCGACAACCCCUAUGUUGAAAGAUCCCAUCCUCCAGUAGUCCAUAGUGUUGAAGAAUUAUUUCCUGGCUUAGAAGUAGGAGGCAGUAGCAUUGAAUCAGGAGGGCAAGGUGAUGGCAAAACAUUGCAGGUGCUGCCCAUAAAGACCAGCCUGACUCCCAGCUCCCAAGAAGACAGCAGCACUCAGGAUGAGGAUGGCCAGGACAACUCUCAUGGGUUACUUGACUCAGGGGCCUCAUCUGAAGAGGAAUGCACUAAUAGUUACUUAACAUUAUGUAAUGAGUAUGAACAGGAGAAGAUAGAACCAGAAUCAUUGUCUGAGGAGCCACUGCUGAAAUCCGAAGAUGACAGCGAAAGCUCACACGUAGGGGCACAAUGCUCAAGACCUCAUUCCCUGCUCAGCAAUGACAGCCUGUGUUCCCCAAUCACGGCUCAGGAACUUAAGUUCUUUACUGAAGAUGCAAACCCUGAAGUGUUUAGUCCAACCAAGACCACGGAUUCACUGAACCAGUCUAAAAAGAGCCCUAUGGAGUUUUUCCGGAUAGAUAGUAAAGACAGUGCCAGUGAUCUUGUGGGUCCUGACCUUGGUGACAAGCUUCCAAGCUUGAAAUCAGAACCAAUAAAAAAUAUCCAUCCUGUGCCUGAUGCCAAAUCAAGUGGAGGUCCUAUUGACACUGUUGAAAUAAAAGGAGGCGUGGCAAACUUUGUAAUUGUAGAUAGUGAUAGAGGAUCCAAUGAGUCAGUUCCUGUUAUCUCAUUCCAAGAUGCUGCUUUUGGAGAUACAGGAAGUUGUGAUGAAGGCAGACCUGACCUCCUAGUGAACUUGCCAGGUGUUUCCGAUUCUUCGGAAGAAAAACCGACUUUGUCCAAAAGUUGCCUCGUAGAUGAGGCGAAAGGAUCCCUUACGUUUGGAAAGCCUGAUGUUUUGCAACUUAAUCACAGUUUAGGCCAAGAAUUUACUCUUAAAGGAACACUAAAUGACUCUGGCAGAGCAAUCUCAAAUAAUUCAGGUACCACUAAUGAAAAGGACUUGUCAAGUAACUGUGGUACUGGUACUACAAUGCAAUUAGAGAAAGAUCAGUCUCCUCUUUUAGGUUUAAAAACAAAAAAUGAAACUAUGUUUGAUAGUUUUGAUUCUUUUUCUCAGGAACAGGUCACACCAGCUUCUUUAGAACUUCAUACAUCACACAUGGACACUCUGACCGUGGACGUCUGUGAAAUUUCCAGUGUGCCUCCACUGAGUUUACGUAAACCAACUGGUUUAGAUGGAGAUAUAGGAAAUUCUGAAAGUCAGGUCCUGCUUUUUGUUGAGGAGCGCCAGAAUAACAUCAAAGAUGAAGAGUCAAAUGCUUCAGGUCCCUGUAAAGAAAGAGUGGCUGGGGACAAAGAAGUUUCUCAGAUCUUCAAGGAUCUAGAUGAACUUUUAGUGCUAGCUUCCCAAGCGCACAUUCCAGAGAUGCUCAUUCAGCGCUGGGCAGUGGGCUUGGUUGUCGCCCUUGAUGCACUUCACAGAGAAGGAAUUGUAUGCCGUGAUUUGAACCCAAACAACAUCUUAUUGAAUGACAGAGGAGACAUUCAACUAACGUAUUUCAGCAAGUGGAGUGAGGUUGAAGAAUUCUGUGACUGUGAUGCCAUAGACAGAAUGUACUGCGCCCCAGAAGUUGGAAGCAUAUGUGAAGAAACUGAAGCAUGUGAUUGGUGGAGUUUGGGAGCCCUUUUAUUUGAACUCCUUACUGGAAAGUCACUGUAUCAGUGCCAUCCUUCAGGAAUCAAUAGACACACAUCUCUAAACAUGCCAGACUAUGUUUCAGACGAGGCCAAAUCUUUGGUACAGCAGCUUUUACAGUUUAACCCCAUUGAGAGACUUGGAACAGGAGUAGCCGGGGUGGAGGAGAUUAAAUCUCACCCAUUCUUCAGCACGGUGGACUGGCCAAGCUAGCUGAGUGGAUCGCUUGGAUAACAGUGUAUCAUUAGCCCCAGCUGAUGAACUAAGCCACAUAGAAAUAAAACCUGCCAUACAUACACAAGAGAACACAUGAAUACCGUAAAAACCGGUGUAUAAGUUUCCCCCCUUUUUAGCACCCCCUAAAAUACAUAGAUAAUACUUAUACAAAGGUUUUUACAGUAAAUAUGCUAUUAUCUGUGUAAUUGUAAUAUUGCAUCAAUAAUGAUAAUGAUUCAUGGUUUUGCUUGAGUUCUGAAGUAACGAAUUGUACUAUUUAAAUACAUUUAAAUUUCUGCAGAAAGACUGUGCAUACAGCUCUGUAUCAGGUGCAACAACUUGCAUACUUAGUAGACAUUAUAGAUUUAAAAAUACUUAUUGUGUGCAGACAUGCUAAAAUCAGAUCUUCAUCCUAAUACCAAACUUUUUUUAAAAAAUAAAUUAAUAUAACAGCCUAUAAACUGAACACUCUAACUUUCUGAAAUUGAGUUUACACAAGUUACUAUACAGAUUAAAAAAUGUAAACACAGAUGUUCACAUGCCACUGGCCAACACUAUGCCAUUACUUAAAGGACUGGUAUCUGCCAUGUACAUUUUCUAAUGAGAUUAAUUACCCUUUCAUAUCUGUUCUGUAUGAUUCUGUAUUGAAGUUUAAAGACUGCAGAGCUCAUCUGAGAAAGGCAGACUUAGUUUUACAGCAAUUGUAAAGUAGGCCACAUCAGUCACCAGCAAAGUGCUGGUGCUAAGAAUCUUAUUGUUAUUAACUUAAUGAAAUGAUUGACUCCCACGGCUGGUUUUUUUCCCCCCACAUAAAAUGGUCCCUUUCUUUAGUUGCAGAGAGCACUGUAUAGAGAGUACAUAAUUUUCAUAGGAUUGUUUAUUUAAAAAAAAAUCAAAUGUUAUGAAAUUACCUCAACUUUAUAUUCACUUAUGAACACAAUAGGGGCACUGGGACGUGUAGCACUAAUUGAAAUGUGUGGUCGUUUUGGUAACUAAGGUCUACCAAUAUGUUGCUGCUUCCUUCAGACGCUUUGAUUCUUAUAGAGGUUUGCCGUAGGGGUGAAGUUAACUGGAAUGUAAAUGAAAUUACAUUAUCUUCAAUAUGCAGUUCUGAAGGUGCGCUUUGAAUUAAAAUGAUACUUAACAGCCUAUCAAUGUGUACCACUCUUAUUUUAUCAAUCGAACCACAGGUAUUUUAUCUGUUUAACUAAAUUGCCUCCGUUUCAGAAUCUAGAGCCAAAAGACCUUUCAGCUAUAUUACUCUCUGGAGUCAGUUGUGAGUAUGAAUGGUCAUUUAUUUAGUACAUCCCUCCAAUAAUCUGCUCAAAUGGCAGCCAAUUCAACCAACUGAUAGUGUAAAGUACCUUAACGCUAGCCUGCACUCUGUAGAGGGAGGCGUAGCCAUCGUCUGAUUGGUAUACCUUGGUAUAUACAAAAAAAAUAAUUGUGUGUUUGUAUAUAUGCAGUUAACCAGAUUCUUUUAAAAUAUCUAAGGGGAGAAGUCGCAAAUUGGCACAUUCAUUGUACUGAAUGACACUGAUCAUGUCACAGGACCUUUUAUAAAAAUGUUGUGCACCUUGUACAUGACUGUAUAUAACUUAUAAGAGUGACUGUGCAAUUGACAUUGUGACAUAGCUGAACUUUAUAGUAAUUCACUAAAUAUGUAUGUACUGUAACAGUGUGGGGAGAAAAGUAUCAGUAUUUUAUUAUUAUUUGUGUAUUAUUAUACUAAACACACUAUAUGGAGCAGUAGUCAGUCUUGAAAGUUAAAGUAAAUCUUAAUAAAUUUAUGAAUGAAAAGAGUGUGUCCGUUUUGAAUGGGAAUGGAGAGUGGCGGCAGUCUGGUGUUAAAGUCUGAGCCUUGUGACCAGUGGCUGACUGGAUUAAAUCACAGUGACAGUGAUGCUGACACUCACAGCUGCUGACAAGAGCACUUCUGAGUAUCACUGCUUGACUGUAACUGGCAAGACAGAGUAGUGGAGCUGCCCUGGGGCCUGGAUAAUACUACCCAGCAUUGACAAGCUGCAGUUUUUCUUGGGGUGCAAGCCAUUCUCCUGGUAAACUAGUCUCUGGAAGACAACUAACUUGUGCAUAUCAGGUGUUUCAUCAUAUAGUGAAAAUAAUGUCAUCCAUCCUAACAUUUACCAGAUAUGUACAAUUGCUACAACAGUUAGCUUUUCAAAGUGUGCUACAAUGUACUUUUAAUGAUCUUAAGUAGCGUUUCAUCUCAAUACCACUGCCCUUUAGAAGAAUAUUACAUUCUGAUUUAUUGAAGACCCACUCCUAUAAAACCUACUGUGUCUAAAACCACUAUCGAAUCAUAUUUAAUAGAAAUAAAAUAUGUUCUUGCUUAGUGAUUUAUGACUCGUAUGCAAAUAUGAACUACUGACUGAGUAAAAAUGCAAUUUGAUGUAUAUGUUAAGGAAUCUUGAUAAUGAAGGUUGGAGCAGGAAUGCUGCCUUUCACAAAAUUGAACGGAUGUACCAUUUGCAGAAAUGAACCAUUUUAUUGCAGCAUUCUUAUUUUUUCAUAAAUGUCGAGUCCUAUGUAGGCCUAUCUUUAACAACUUCUGUUCUCUGUAUGUUGUUUAGCAUUGAGAUGUGGUAAAUAUUAAAGUCUGACAUUGUUUAAAGAUGGCACUGACAUAAAAAAUAAAAAAAUAUUCAAAGUAAGAAAAAUUAUGCGAAAAACAGCAACAGUCUAGUUCAUUUCUGCAAAAAAUACCCUAUCGUAGGUACAUUAAACAUGAAACAACUUCUAUAGUAAAUACAUUUUUGGUUGUCAUUUGUAGGCAAAAUUCCCCUGUUAAAGACUUGUCUUGCUUUUGCACUUGCUUCAAAAUGUGCCCCCCCCCCCCUUUUGCAAGAGUGUACUAGGGGGUGUACAGUAUAUUGAGCCACUAAUUAUUGGAAAGAUAUACAACAGAUGUCCAUAUAAAUAUAACAGUUUUUUUCUGACAGAAGAAAUUAGUUAUACUGCAUGAAAUAAAGUAUCUGAGAACCCCCUGCUGCUGCUUGAUUCACUGCUUUCAUAAAAAUACCCAUCAUACCUGUCUCAAGAUACCCACUGCCUGUUUUUUCUGUCUGGAGGCUUUUUACCCUUCUGUGGGGAGUCUUAACCUGGGAGCCAUUGGAGGUCUCAUUGUACCAUACCUGGUAGUACACCAAUGUGAUUAGAUUUGACUUUUUCCUCUUUCUCAUGUAUCUAUUGAUCACUUUUCCCAGUUGGAGCUGCUCACUUGAAGUAUAGCUCUAAUUCAUUUGGUGUUUGUUUUCCACUAAUGCAAUUCAGAUUCAACCUGGACUGCUUCUAAAUGACUCAAGCAGUGGCUAGGGUUUUCCUGGCUACUUUAUGACAUGUAGUAUACAGCUCACAGAUUAUGAUUCGGAUACAGUAUAUUUAAAUCAAAUUUGGGAUAUCUUUUUAUUUGUGUAUUUUGAAAAAUAAAAUUGAUUCAGACCUGUAAAUGUGAAGCCAGAGCCAGUCAAGAAAAAAAGAAAGGCUGCCUUGGAAUUGCAUAAUGAAAGGGCAUUUAAGUGCCAUUCUGAUGAAAAAAUAAAACAUGGCAGAUAACCACAUCUUUUAAAAUUUAUAGAACAGCUUUUUUAAAGUGCCUUCAUUAAGAUCAAUCGGUGCUUUCAAUAACUAAAGUUUGGUGAAAGUCUGCGCAAUAUGUAGUGUGUAUUAUUAAUAGAAACAUACUGCUGUUUUCCAUUAAAAAUGCAAUACACCUUAAUCAUAACAAUAUGAUGUCACUUCCUCCUUGUCUUGUGGUCAGAACAGUGUUUGCAGGUUAUACAGGAAACCAGUACAGACCAGACCAACAAACAACUGCUCUGCAUGUAAAAUAGGUAAUUGAUGCUCCAGUUUUUGUUUUACUUGUUACAUAUAUUAUACAUAAUUUCCUCUAUUCAUUAAAUCAUCAAGUUUUCUUCUCGUAAUUUACAGUAAAACGGGUGUCUCCUGGAGAAUUAGAUAACACGAUGGCUCUCAACUAAAGUAGUGUAAUGUGAUCUCUGUUGAUUAUCCACACUCCAAUGUGGUGAUUAGGCUCCUUCUCCUGUUUUUGAAAUGAAGAUUCUAACAUUUCAUGUUUAAUAGUAAGGACUGCCAAGUUAUGUAUACCAUCACAAGUAAAUAUUGAAUCCCAAGUGAGUCUGUCUUUUAAUCUCAUUAUUCUGCUAAUUACUUCAGCUAAUUACUGUGAACUCAUCCUGUUGAGAUAUAUUGUUUGCUGCAAAAGGCAGUUGCUGAAUUUGAUCGAACUUUGCAUGGCCUUGUGUUAAAAUACAUUUUUUUCCACAUUUUUACACUUAGAUCACAUGACAGGUGUAUUAAGGGUUAUUGAUAUUUAACUUAUUUAUAUUCAUAUUUAUGUACUGUGUGUUUCUUUCUUAGUUUAUGUUAAGGUGAAUUUGUGAAGAUACAUGUAACAUGUUUUGUUUGUCAAAUAAAUACAAUACAAAAUG